AUGAGCGACUUUCCAACUUCGUAUCAUGACCCUUCGUUUCAGGAUCCAAGGGCUCCGUAUUACUCUUUACCAGAGGGUACGAAAGGGGUACAAGAUUCUUGGAUGUCCCGGUCUGAACCUGAUCCUUCCAGCAAUCAGGAUGUUGAUCCUGACUCCCCUCACACGACCGUUGCAGGCGGUACAUCGGGCGAAGUGACAUCUUCGGGCGAUUCAGGAAAUCCAUACUCUAGUCACGAUUCAAUCCAAUCUAGAGAUCCCACUUUCGCCACUGCAAUCAACAAGACAGUAUCGGAACCAGAGCGGAACAUAGGCGCUCGUAGGCUAUAUACAUGCCCAGACUGCAAAGAGCUCAUGUGGUAUGGCAAGGAAGGGUGUGCCAAUCGAGGUCACCAAUCGUAUCAUUCCGUCGCAUUGGAAGUUGUUGCAAAGGAUCUGGUCGCGAACAGUUGGCCGCCAGGUUCGCAGGCCGAGGAAUACCAGAUCUACAACUAUGUCAAGGGCGAGAAAAGUGUAUAUGCAGACCGGAAGACCGACCGCCGAGCUCAUACGAACCGGAUCGGUGCACGGGAAAGGAUGCAGAGGAUACGGGCGAGGCAGCAGGGAGACGAUCAAGGAGAGAAAAGCAUGAACAGUAAUAAAACAUAUGCAGACGAGUCCAUUCAUCACAACGCGGAGAGAGAUCCGCUUGAUUCUACAAUCGCGUCCUCAGGUGCUGGACUCUCUCUCGAACAGGUUUACUGGUCUUUACCUGAAACCGUCACGCAUUCUACGUCAUCCCGACAAGCCUCGGUACCUCGACGAGACUACGACUCGGCUUGGUUACAACUGGAAGAUCAGCAGAUGCAAAAGGAUGUGUACAACAGAUGCGUAACGUGUGGAAGGAACAUGUGGAGGCCCUCUGACUUGACCGUCCAUGGUAUCGACGGCGGGACUUGUGUCGAUGCGACGCAUCUGCACUACCAACAGGCCUCUCUGGAUUUCCUGCCAAGGAGACUCGCGGAGGGAGGGUAUGCUGAUACACACGUCAAACCUUGGCACAUAUUUGCCUACAGUCAGGGCGAGAAUCUGACAGCCCACAAAGAAGGCGAUUACAAAAAAGCUUUUGCAAAGUGGGAAAGUAGGACUAGAUCCGAAAUGGAGAUGCGGAACUGGAAGAACAGGUUGAAGGGCUCUUGGACCAUCCAGCUGAAUCGAGAUGCAGGCCAACAUAUAAGGUCUCGACCGGAAGACCGGGACGAUGCCGAUCACCUCCUCGCGACUACCGGCAGGGUCCCGCCAGAAUGA
Messenger RNA from Filobasidium floriforme, 1284 nucleotides. RefSeq lists its product as uncharacterized. The record is from RefSeq and is a predicted model, not a curated record. The transcript is spliced from 5 exons. NCBI's taxonomy places the organism in Eukaryota, Fungi, Basidiomycota, Tremellomycetes, Filobasidiales, Filobasidiaceae. The coding region runs from base 1 to 1284 and encodes 427 amino acids.